UCCAUCUUUUGCAGAAAUGGUGAAGCUCCGGUCGUUCCUGGAGGUUCAAGCGUCGCAACCCCCUCUUCCCUCUCCGCCGGCCGACCCGGAACCUUCUCUCCCGACUCAGCCAACCGACCCGCAACCCGGCAUAGAGGCCGCCCCGCUGGAGGUUGAGGCUGGGCGCCCUUUGAAGAAGGCGAAGACAACCCCGUCGAGGGGUCCUGAGGCGGGCCACCGCCGUGGCGGGGCCGGACCUAGCCGACGGGUAACUGGGAAAGGCCCGCGCCCCGUCUCCGUGCGCGACCUGUGCCGACUCCCAGCCGGAGAUGGGGAGCCGUUCCUGACGCGGCUGGCGAGCGAGAUCCCGCUCGCUGAGUCCGGCGAACCCUUGGUGGCGCGUUGGGAAGGCCUGUCCCGAGGGGACAGGGUGUGGGCCAGAGGAGAUCCCUCCGCAGCGUUUCUCCGAGGCGCGCUCCAUCCCGACAUGGCUCGGGAUCUGUACAUUCUUCCUUCGGAUGCGCUGCUCAAUAAGUCCGCCCAGUCUUUGGUCUGGGGGCUCCACUAUGCGACGACCCUGAUGGACAGGGUGCGCGACGUCGGCCGGGUCAUCGGGGGCCUUGCCAACCGCAAUGCCGAGCUCGUCCGCCAGGUCGAGGAGGUUCGAGCCGGAGCUGGUCCGGAGGCCGUGGCGGCUGCCGAGCAGCGGGCGGCGGAUCUGGAAGCGGAGGCGGCACGCCUCCGAUCGGAGCUCGAGGCCUCCAAGAAGGCGAACGAGGGGCUCCAAAAGACAAUAAGGGUGGAGCGGACUGAGCUCCGCCUGGUGAAGACGGAGGCGAGCGCCCUCAGCAAGAAGCUGGAGGAGGCGAAGGUCGAAGCAAGGACGGCCUCGGAGACACUGGCGGAGGAGGCCCGGCUUCGACCCGUAAAAGACAAGGAGCUCCUCGAGGCCUACAAGAAAUCGGAGGGGUUCAAGCUCAGGCUGACGCGGACGGGGCGGGUAUCCUUCGAGUACGGUUACCGUAUCGCCACGUCCCGCUUCCGCGCUCGCCACCCUGGUCUUGAGGUGGAGGAGAACCCCUUCGCUCCUCACCUCGAGGACCAGGGGGUGGACAUGCUCGAGGAGGUCCCCUUCGACGACCGCCUGGAGGAGCCCGGGCAAUGAAGAAAGGAGUCCUGUAUUUUAUUUUGCUAGUCGGUCGGUUUUUUGUAAGUCAG
This is a messenger RNA of Musa acuminata subsp. malaccensis (wild Malaysian banana), 1197 nucleotides long. The record is from RefSeq and is a predicted model, not a curated record. NCBI's taxonomy places the organism in Eukaryota, Viridiplantae, Streptophyta, Magnoliopsida, Zingiberales, Musaceae.